Messenger RNA from Phoenix dactylifera (date palm), 1124 nucleotides. RefSeq lists its product as uncharacterized. Lineage: Eukaryota; Viridiplantae; Streptophyta; Magnoliopsida; Arecales; Arecaceae. The record is from RefSeq and is a predicted model, not a curated record.
CCCAACCCUCAUCCACUCUUUGUUCGCCGGAUUCGUUGCAAACCUCUCCAAAAUCUCCCUCAGUUUCUCUUCUCCUCCUCCCCCCAAACCCUAGGCCUAAUUCCUUCUUCGAGAUCGGUGGAGGAUACAGAGAGGAUGCCGGCUUAUCGGAGCCGAUGACGCCCCGGGUGGUGAAUUCCCGGCACGCCGUGGAGUCGUGCACGCUCCAGCUCCACGCCUGGAAGCCCUUCCAGAUCCAAACUCUCGGCGUCGAGCCCUCCUCCUCCAAGCCCUACGCCUUCCACGCUAAGAAGCCCUGCCGCUCCGACCGCUCCACCGCCCCCACGCCCAACGCCGCCGGCGACGCCCUCGACCUCUCGCGCCUCAGCCUCUUCGGCGAUCCCCCUCCCCGAAACCGGGAGGAGAGAUUCUGGUGGUUCUCCGGGAAGCUCCGCCGCCGGGGGUCCCGGUCGGUGUCCGGCCGGAGCAGCGAGCGGAGCGAGACCCGCCGGCGGGGCAUAACGUCGGCGGCGUAUGCCACCUGCUCGGAUUUCCCCCUCGCGCCUGGGGGCACGGACUCGAGCGGGGAGCUGUUCGUGAACGCGGAUUCGAGGUGGGGUUGGGACGUCAGCGAGGCGCGGAUCUUGAGGAAGGAGAGCAGGGACGUCGGGGGAGGUGUGGGGUUGGAGAGGGAGAGCUCUGGACUCGGGUCGUUUCAGGGUGGAGGGUGCUCUAGGGCUCUGGAAUCGCAAGGGAAUGAGUCCGGGUACGGCAGCGAGCCGGGGUAUAGGGGUGAUGUAGAGCUUGGGUAUGAUGAUGAGGAUGAUGAGGAUGGGCGGCAGUUGUUUUGGGGCGAACAGGUUGGAGAUACCAGUCAGAUGGAAAUUGUAGGCGAGAAUAAAUUUUCAGAGCAGAAGACUCACCACAGAGGCAGGCGGAAGAAGCAUGAUGGGAGAAGAACAAUGGCUCCAUUGAGAUAAUAAUAAAGCACCUUAAUUAUAGAUUGCUACAUGACAUUGUUGAUAAUGAUUGAUGUAACAGUGGUUAUUCAAAGUUGGAAAUAGUUGAUAUAAGUUGGCAUUAUUGCAUUAAUUGUAUACCUUAAAAAUUUUAUUCAAGCAAAUUUUUAUCUCCUCCAUAUUGUA